UGAAUGUCGGUUCGUCCAAUAUGCCCCGACAAUUACCAAAACUAGAACAACUUGAGGUUAGUUAUUGUCAAGAGCUAAAAGUAAUAGUAUUGAAGAAUGGGGGGAAAGAAGAAGAAAAAGAAGAAAACAACAAUAAUACCAACUCGUUCCUUCAACUAACGAGUUUGAGACUUGAAGAUUUGCAGAGCCUCAAAAGCUUUUUCACCUCUAGAUCUGAGACACAAUCCCUCUUCACUAGCCAGGUUACAUUCCCUGCCUUGGAGAGAUUGCAAAUUAUAAGACUAACAAAGAUAACAGAGAUAUGGGAUAGCAAAUUACUUCCAUCAGAGUCUUUUCGACAAUUGAGAGACGUGACCAUCCGGAGCUGUGAGAAACUGGUGAAUGUCGGUUCGUCCAAUAUGCCCCGACAAUUACCAAAACUAGAACAACUUAAGGUUAGUUAUUGUCAAGAGCUAAAAGUAAUAGUAUUGAAGAAUGGGGGGGAAGAAGAAGAAAAAGAAGAAAACAACAAUAAUACCAACUCGUUCCUUCAACUAACGAGUUUGACACUUGAAGGUUUGCGGAGCCUCAAAAGCUUUUUCACCUCUAGAUCUGAGACACAAUCCCUCUUCACUAGCCAGGUAUGAAUGUCCUCAUCAGUUUUGGUUGCACAUGACCAGUAAA
This is a messenger RNA of Camellia sinensis, 663 nucleotides long. NCBI's taxonomy places the organism in Eukaryota, Viridiplantae, Streptophyta, Magnoliopsida, Ericales, Theaceae. The record is from RefSeq and is a predicted model, not a curated record.